Molecule: messenger RNA, 5585 nt
Organism: Herpailurus yagouaroundi (jaguarundi)
Lineage: Eukaryota; Metazoa; Chordata; Mammalia; Carnivora; Felidae
Gene: KRT36
Product: keratin 36
Exons: 8
Coding region: 3981-5384 (467 amino acids)
Biological process (GO): intermediate filament organization; epithelial cell differentiation
Cellular component (GO): intermediate filament cytoskeleton
Molecular function (GO): structural constituent of skin epidermis
Source: RefSeq, a predicted model, not a curated record
GGGUCUAAAAAGGUGAAGACUUGGGAUCAGCAUGUCCUAGGUGCCUCUUAGAGUGAGAAAUUCUGCAGGACCCGUGUGUAUGGGUGUCAAAGAUCAAACAGGUACCAGGAAAACCAGGAAGCUCAAGCCUAAGCCUAGAGAGAGAGAGAGAGAGAGAGAGAGAGAGAGAGAUUGUAUUUCUUGAGUGACCUUUUUCUUUUUGUGCCCUUUUGUGGAGACCUGGCUUCCCCAUGGUCCAUGGUCUGCUUCCUCCAAUGCCUUUGGGGCUCCAUGUGAUGGUGGAGGCUGGCUUCUAACUAUAGCACCAGCACCGAGAAGCAGGAAAAGAGGGACCCUGCUUUCCUCCUCGGGCCCACUGUGACAGGCCGUUCCCAGUCCCUUCUAUGUUGAAGGGAAUGAUCAGCUGGGCAGCAGACUCAUGCUUGAUUUCUUGGGUCUUCGCCCACGGAGAACCUUGGCUUUCAGAUGGAAGCUCAUUUGAGAACAGAUACCCCUCCUUCUUCUUCUUCUUCUUCUUCUUCUUCUUCUUCUUCUUCUUCAACCAAAAAAGGAUCCACAAACCCAGUGGUUGAUUUUGAACUUGGUGGCCUUCCAAGGUGGGCUUGGGAAAAGCCAGGACAUUUUAUGUUCCUACAGCAGCACCUCCCCUCCUCCCCUUGACCCUGAAGCUGGAGCCAUGGUGGGCAGAGAGCAUCCUGUCAGCUCUGUAGCCCUAAAGCCAGCACCGGUGCUGGCAGGAAGUGGGGGUAGCUUUUGGAAGGUGCUAGCUUCUCGUCAGAGGCCAGAGGGUCCUGGUCUAGGGGGCUCCUGCUGCUCUUUGAUCAGCUGUCUUUCUUGCACAGCUGGGCUGCAUCCCAUGAAACCAGGGUGAGUGAUUUGAGCCCCUGGAUACAGCAUUUGGCUGGAGCUUAGGCUAUAUGGGUUCUAAGAACAGUUUUGAUCUCUCAAAUCUGUGACACCAGUUCCUGUUCAUCAAGCAUGUUUACUUCUCACAAUCCUGUGACUGUGGUUCCUCCUGGAAAAACUGAGGCUCAGAGUGGCUGGGUAGCUUCAACUACCCAGGUCUGCCUGAGUUUAGACCCCAGGCCCCUGUGGGCCAGCCUGAGACCCUCUGAGCCCCUUCUUUGGCAAAGCCGUGUCCCUGGCUCAGUUGGCCAGAGAUGUCAUUUCAGCCUGGACGUGCUGAGGUGCCGGCUCAACAUCCCGGUGACUCUGUACCUCCAAAUGGGGGCUUCUGGGGAACAGCCCCAGGAGGUGGGUUCGUGUGGCCUCUGCCUACCAGGGCAGGCCCCGAGGAAGCCCAUGCCUUUGCUCUGGUGGAGGCGUGGAAGCAAAGGGUGGCCUGAGGUCCAAGAGGGUUUGCAAAAACAAAAACAAAAAAACAACAAGAAAACUCAAUCAUGUCAUAAGCUGGAAUCUCUGUAACUUCUCUCCAUUCUUUUAUUCUCCAGGCUAGUGGCAAAGAAGCAGGAUGGUGGCUGUGGGGGGGUGGUGAAUGAGUCACGGACACGUGCAGGUGACUCCUGGCCCCCUCCACAGGAAAUGCCUAGGCCUCAAAUCCUAUAAUGUCUGAGAUGGAAGAGGGCCUCAAGCUUGCCUUGUCUGGGCACUUCCUGUUCAGGUGGAAGAGAGCAGAGCAAUCUGCUCCCAUGAAGCCCCCUCCACACUUCCCCCCGAGGGGUGGCCUCGCAGUUUGCGACGUGGAGAAAGGCAGAGGACCAAGCGCGACCGAAAGCCCUUCUCUGACCCGCUUGUCACCCGCUUCAGGAGAGGUACGUGCCUCUCCUCAUAGCCUGGGAGACACCUGCCUGGACUCUGGCCCUUGGCGGCCACCCUGAUGCACAGGCUGGGAGCGAUGGGAGCAGAGCAUCAGACACCUGCCCACUCGGUUGCCCUGAAGGAAACCUGCAAUCAUCUUCAGAUAUGGAUCGUUCAGCGGAGGGGUGAAAAAACCCAGAAACGUCAGAUGCCUGGCAGCCAGAGGCCCCGGAGAAGAGCCGUGCCAGGCCUUGGAAGGGCUGCCCUUGGAAGAGCACGCUGUGUCCCACAUAAGGUAAGUUGAAGCAUGGGUGCUUUAGGGACUUGCCUGAGUGGGCCCCACAGUGACAGCCAGACUCUGCGUGAGUCGUCCUAGAAAUCAGAGGGGGGCAUUUAUAGGAGGUCUGGUCAGAGCCCCUGUCCUGAUGGUCAGUGGUUGUCAACUGGGGAGGGGUUUGGCCUCCCAGGGGAUAUUUGGCAGUGUCUGGGGACAUCUCAGAUUGCCACAACUGGGGGAGGGGGUUGCUACUGGCAUCUGGUGAUAGAAUCCAGGGACGCUGCUGACAUUUUACGAUGUACCGGAAGCCUCCCCGCCCAUAAGGAAUUAUGUAGUCUACGAUGUCAGUGCUGAGGUUGAGAAACCCCAGGGACAGCCCCAUCCUAGGCUCUGCUGGAAGACGGGGCCGCUGUGAGGACCUGGUUCCGUGGCAUCCAGAGCUCUGGGGGCCUAAUGUCCCCCUUUCCGCUCCCAGUGUGGGGGGGGGGCGCUGUCAGGCAUCCUGUCGAGGUGUCUGCCGAAGUGGGUGAGGCAUGGGCAUCACAGCCAACCCUCCUGAGUAAUUUCGGAGAGAAGCUUAUAAAGCGUUUUAAGAGGUUGCUAAAUUACAACUUCAGUGUCACAUAAAUGCUUCCAUAAACGCCAGUCUUGCAAACCAAGUCUGUGUGGGAGAAGAGUGAGCGGGUCGCCUGAGCCUUGGGAAAUCCCACUUUGUGAGGCGGCAGACGGAGUUUACUUUUGGUGGUUAAAUUCUCAGGUGCUCCUCCCAGCUUGCUUAAUUAUCUGGCAGUGCUUUGUUUAUUCUCAUUUUUUCCUUCCCUGUCCAACGCGUCUGCAUUGACCAUCUCCUGUCAUCUGCACUGAGCCGUCUCUCAGGGCCUAGGGGGACGGUGGAGGCUGCCCAGGGUCCUGAUUCUACUCUCCCAGGUUCAGAGACCUGCGGGUCACAAAGGACACUGCCCUCCAGGGCAGCCCCUUGGAGGGCUCACACACGCGAUCCUUUGCCAGCCACAGCCACAAACCAUCAUCAAAGACUGUCCUGUGUAAGCAGUGUUUCUAGAGCGCACAGGGGUUUUCAAAAUACCCUUACCUCUGUUCUCGACUCUUCUCAUAUCUGUGGGAAGCAGGCAGGGCAGGCUGAUGACCUGCACUGUCCUGAUGAGGACACUGAAGUACACCACAGUCAUGUGCUCACAUGGCAGGACCGAUUAUCCGCAGAGCCAUCAUUUGGACCUAGGUCUCUGGGUCCCAGAUUCUGGGUGCCUGCACUUGACUUUGGUUGUGUGAGAGAAGCAGCAGGAACACAGGAGUACAGGAUUUGGGGUCUGGGAGACCUGGUCUCCGUUCCAAGCUCUGUCACUCACUGCCAUGUCACCAUUGGUGCCAUGGAGACAGGACCGGCUGCCUCCCAGGAUUGUUGUGUGGUGUAAAUGAAGUGACUACGGGUCCUGAACACAGCAGCUCCGGGAAUUGUCCUUCCCUUUUAGCCGUCCCAGGGGCCCAGGCGCAGGGGAGCACCUGUGAGGCCGGGGAAGUGGACAGGGGGUGACGAGCAGACAGACUGGGUUGCUCCGGGGAAGGCACGCAGAGAGAGCAGGAACCAAAUGUCAUUUGUGAGGCCACUCCCGAUUUAUGGGAUCUGGUGCAAAGACUUUGAAGACGCAAUAAAAUUCAUAUUCUGACAGGAAAUGACAACACACGAGAGUCCUGACUUAGCAAACAAAAUUCAAAUUUUUUUUUUUUUAAUUUUUUACAAGCUAAGAAAUUCUGGAUGGGUAGCAAAAAAAUCACAUUCUGAUGAGAUUAGCUUUCUGGAAUAGGAAUAGGCUUUCCCAAGAGAAACACGCCAACACCCCAUGGAGACUGUAUAUAAACACCCCAGAGAGGCCUUGAGAGUCUAGAACCUGAGCUCCUUGCUUCACUGUGACCUGCCUCUGCUAGGAUCAUGGCCACCCAGGUCUGCACCCCGGUCUUCUCCUCUGGGUCUGUCAAGGGCCUGUGUGGCACGGCAGGCGGCAUCUCUCGGGUGUCCUCCGUCCGCUCUGUGGGCUCCUGCAGGGUCCCCAGUCUUGCUGGUGCUGUGGGGUCUGCCUCCUCCAUCAGGCUGGGCCUCUCCAGCCUCGGGAGCUGCUUGCCCGGCUCCUACCUGGCCGCUGGCUGCUACCCCUCUGGCUUUGUUGGGAGCGGGGGCUGGUUCUGCGAAGGCGCCUUCAAUGGCAACGAGAAGGAGACCAUGCAGUUCCUGAAUGACCGCCUGGCCAGCUACCUGGAGAAGGUGCGCCAGCUGGAGCGGGACAACGUGGAGCUGGAGACCAGGAUCCGGGAGUGGUAUGAGUCUCAGAUCCCGUACAUCUGCCCAGACUACCAGUCGUAUUUCAAGACCAUCGAGGACCUCCAGCAGAAGAUCCUGCUGACCAAGGCUGAGAACGCCAGGCUAGUCCUGCAGAUUGACAACGCCAAGCUGGCUGCCGACGACUUCCGGACCAAGUACGAGACGGAGCUGUCCAUGCGGCAGCUGGUGGAGGCCGACACCAACGGCCUGCGCAGGAUCCUGGACGAGCUGACCCUGUGCAAGGCCGACCUGGAGGCCCAGGUGGAGUCCCUGAAGGAGGAGCUGCUGUGCCUCAAGAAGAACCACGAGGAGGAAGUCAACACGCUCCGUUGCCAACUUGGGGACCGACUGAACGUGGAGGUGGAUGCCGCCCCCCCGGUGGAUCUCAACAAGAUUCUUGAUGAUAUGAGAUGCCAGUACGAGGCCCUGGUGGAGAAUAACCGUCGAGACGUGGAGGCCUGGUUCAACACCCAGACCGAGGAGCUGAACCAGCAGGUGAUGUCCAGCUCGGAGCAGCUGCAGUGUUGCCAGACGGAGAUCAUCGAGCUGAGACGCACGGUCAACGCCCUGGAGAUCGAGCUGCAGGCCCAGCACAGCAUGAGGAACUCCCUGGAAUCCACCCUGGCGGAGACCGAGGCGCGCUACAGCUCCCAGCUGGCCCAGAUGCAGUGCCUGAUCAGCAACGUGGAGGCCCAGUUGGCCGAGAUCCGCUGUGACCUGGAGCGGCAGAACCAGGAGUACCAGGUGCUGCUGGACGUCAAGGCCCGGCUGGAGUCGGAGAUCGCCACCUACCGCCGCCUGCUGGAGGGCGAGGACUGCAAGCUGCCUGCCCACCCUUGUGCCACGGAAUGCAAGCCUUCCGUUAGGGUACCUUACGUCUCGACUGUGCCCUGUGCUCCGGCUGUGCCCUGCGGCCCGGCUCCCCAGGUCAGCACCCAGAUCCGCACCAUCACCGAGGAGAUCAGAGACGGGAAGGUCGUCUCCUCCAGGGAGCACCUGCAGCCCUGCCCACUGUAGCCAGACCCCCGGAGGGACACCCCUGUGGCUCCUGGCUCUAAAUGACCUCCCCUCCAUUCCUUAGAGGGGCUCCCCGCUCAGCAGAUUUUUUUUCUACCAAAAUGACUUCUUAUAUUGUGUUUCUGGACUUAACUGCUUUUAUGCAAAACUAGGUUCCCCUGGAAUUCUACCCAAUAAAGUGUGUUCUCUUGGCAUUGCAAA